Molecule: messenger RNA, 1274 nt
Organism: Capsicum annuum
Lineage: Eukaryota; Viridiplantae; Streptophyta; Magnoliopsida; Solanales; Solanaceae
Product: transcription factor bHLH93
Exons: 4
Coding region: 121-1158 (345 amino acids)
Biological process (GO): regulation of DNA-templated transcription
Cellular component (GO): nucleus
Molecular function (GO): DNA-binding transcription factor activity; sequence-specific DNA binding; protein dimerization activity
Source: RefSeq, a predicted model, not a curated record
UGUCUAUAUAUGUUCCUUUUAGCUAAAAUGGAACAUCAUGUUAGUCGUCACCUGAGGGCGAUCUCUUAAGAAAGAGAAAAAGAGAAAAAGAGAAGAAAAUCAAGAGAGACAGAGAAAAAGAUGGAGCUUACUCAACAGGAUUUUCUGGAGGAACUACUUGCUCCAAGAAUAGAAAGUUGGAACAGUAAUAGUAGUAGCACUUUUGCAAGUGGAGUGAAGGAAUUCUUCCCAAAUGCAUGGAACAUUGAGUCAUCUACUUUCUAUCAAGAAAAUCCUGACUUUAUACCCUCAAAUUCUUCUCUUUUGGACCUCAUGAUGAUGUCUCCUUCUGAAUCCAGCUUUCCAUGUCCUGAUUUCCAAGAAUCCUACCCUUUUCUUGAUUCUUCUACUUAUAAUAAUCAAUUAGAGUGCAAUAAUAGAGCCUUGGUGGGGGAAGGUUUUAUUUCUAAUACUGAUCAUUUUCUUGGUCAUUAUGGUCAGCAAGAAGAUUCAGUUAGUUGCUUCAAUAUUAACAAAGUGGUCAAAAUGGAAGAAGCUGCCACUUCAAGAAUAAAUAGCCAUGUUACUGAUAUUGUGGGACAAGAAAAGAAGAGUGGCAACAAAGUGAAGAAGGUAGAGGGGCAACCGUCUAAAAAUCUAAUGGCAGAAAGGAGGAGAAGGAAACGACUCAACGACCGACUCUCUAUGCUUAGAUCCGUUGUGCCCAAAAUUAGCAAGAUGGAUAGAACAUCCAUACUUGGAGAUACAAUUGAUUACGUGAAGGAGCUCUUAGAUAAAAUCAGCAAGUUGCGUGAAGAAAAUGAAAUGCAAGACGAAAUUAAGGACAUAAAAUUUAUGGGAAAUUUCAAGGAGCUAAAGCCUAAUGAAGCGUUUGUCAGAAAUCCUCCAAAGACUUUGCAGUUUGAUGUAGAAAGGAGGAAUGGUGAGGAGACAAGCAUAGAGAUGUGUUGUGCAACGAAGCCAGGAUUACUGUUAUCUACAGUAAGCACAAUGGAAACAUUAGGUCUUGAGGUGCAACAAUGUGUUGUCAGCUGUUUUAGUGACUUCUCAAUGAGAGCUUCUUGCUCUGAGGCAACGGAACAUCGAACAAUUUUGGGUUCUGAAGACGUGAAGCAAGCUCUAUUCAAAACAGCAGGUUAUGGAGGAAGAUGUCUGUAGGGAAAUGAUACCUUUAGACACUAUGCUAGGAAAAAAAAGCCUUGAAGAGAUUUUUAUCUUAACUGCUCAAUGAGGAUAAAAAUUAAAUUUAAUAAAUGUCAAUCUUCUUUCUCCAA